UGAACCCGGCAAAUGGGAUAUAAGUAGGGCUUUAGGCGUCAGUUUUCUACUUAGACUAGAUAGACUAUUCUAUCUUUUUAUGCAGUGAUUUUUAGACGAGAACAUGCAUCCAGACUCCAGCACUGAGUUCGACUCAUCGUCCAGCUGUAGCACAGCAUCGCCUGGCGGGGACACCCCUGGGUGCAGCCAGCAUCCUCCUGACUCGCUUUCAUCAUCAGUGGACAGCGCCAAGGAUGCUGAGACCAGUGCAGUAGACCCCUUUGUUCCGACUGUGACUGCAAUCUCAACCUCGCCGGAUCUAAGGUGGAUGGUGCAGCCGACAGUCAUCAUAUCUGUCUCCCCAUCAGCCGGCCGUGCAAAGACCAAAACUCACGGCUCGACCCAGUCGUCUUCCACGGCAGGUGCAAAAAAGACAAAGCCCUCCAACAGGAAAGGGCUGAAAGACAAGCCGUCCAAAGAGGAGGAGGAAAGGAGGAGGAUCAGGAGGGAGAGGAACAAAAUUGCUGCAGCAAAGUGUCGUAACAGACGGAGGGAGCUGAUAGACACUCUGCAAGCUGAAACGGACAUGCUCGAAGACGAAAAGUCUGCCCUCCAGAUGGAGAUAGCCGACCUGCUGAAGGAGAAGGAGAGACUGGAGCAAGUCUUAGUCUCCCACAAACCAUCCUGCAAGCUCCCUACAAAUGACGACAAUAAUGAUGAUGAGGAUAAUGAAGAUGAUGUCAACACAAUGCUGCAGGAUCCUCCGGCCUCUCCACAGCUGCUGUCCAUCUUAGAGAAUGAAAAAAGCCAAGAGAACAACGCAGUCAUCGGAGAAGUCCCUCUUGGUCAAGACAUGGACAAUGUCCCAUGCAUCCCUGCUGCAGCCAUUUUGGGGAACUCCAACAUCCUGCUGUGUUCGAGUGCAGAAGAGGAAACACUGGAGGACUUAAAAGGAGACGACCUGGAUGACUUGGUGCCCAGCCUUGAGAUGGCAGUGACUCCAGAGAUGGCUGCAUCCGUCCCCGACAUAGACCUGAGCAGCCCCUUCUGCCUCUCAGACUGGGAAACCCUGUACAAGUCUGUGGCGAACGACCUUGAAUCUUUGAGCACGCCAAUCAUGUCUUCCAGUCCCACUUGUAACAAUUACCGCACAGUGUUUUCCUUUAAUUACUCUGAGAUUGAUUCCUUGGCUGAGGGCUUUGAGAGCCUCAAAGGCAGCCUCGGUGCAUCUGAGUUAAUGAAAGAUAGUCUUAACUCUCCAACACUUCUGGCCUUGUGAAUGAAAAGAAUUUAUACAAUGAUGCUGUAUUCUAACCAGCCAGCAAGCUAUGAUCUCUCUCUCAAAAACAAUGUUUUGUAGUGUGAGUUUUGAUGUUGUGUAAAUCUGAACAUCAAAGGUUGUGUACAUGACAUGUUUUCUGUGACUGUAACAGGGUUUACUUCUUCCAUAAUGCUGGUGCAAUUCUGAGGUGAGACUUUGCGCUGGUAACAAAAAUGCAUGCAAAUACAAGUCAUCCGUAAUCCAAGAAGAGGUGGUAUCUUGUGUUUUUAAAUGUGAUGUGAAGUUAGAUCAUGCUCAAUAGCCUAAUGUACAUGUAAUACUGUUGAAAAAGUUGUGUUGUAACAAGUGAAAAAAGCAGGGUUACUAAUGUGUAGUGUGAAGGUGUCACAUCUUGCUGUAAGGUGUCCCCUAACAUGACAUUUCCUUUCAAGUUUUUCCAUUAAAAGAAGAACACGUCAUGUAUUUUAUCAAGCUGUAUUUUAUGACAUAGUUUAUUUUUUUACUUAUAAAAAAUUAUCAGAUGCAAAAAUUGUAUAAUGCUGGAAAUAAAAUAAGACAACCACAAACGA
Messenger RNA from Cottoperca gobio, 1830 nucleotides. RefSeq names its product proto-oncogene c-Fos-like. The transcript has 4 exons. Bases 104 to 1258 code for a protein of 384 amino acids. Lineage: Eukaryota; Metazoa; Chordata; Actinopteri; Perciformes; Bovichtidae. Gene Ontology annotation, biological process: regulation of transcription by RNA polymerase II. The record is from RefSeq and is a predicted model, not a curated record. Gene Ontology annotation, cellular component: nucleus. Gene Ontology annotation, molecular function: RNA polymerase II cis-regulatory region sequence-specific DNA binding; DNA-binding transcription factor activity, RNA polymerase II-specific.